This is a messenger RNA of Symphalangus syndactylus (siamang), 1058 nucleotides long. RefSeq names its product collagen alpha-1(I) chain-like. Lineage: Eukaryota; Metazoa; Chordata; Mammalia; Primates; Hylobatidae. The record is from RefSeq and is a predicted model, not a curated record.
GGCAUUGCUGAGAUGGGGGCUCUGAUGGAGGGCAGGAGAAGGAGCCACACCACCAGGCUGUGGGAUAGAGGGGCCAAAGGGCAUUGGAGUCAGCAAGUGAACAGUGUCCUCUGAUUGUGGCCUGCAACAAAAGCAGAGAAAGCAGCGGUGUGGAUUUAGAAUCAGGGAUGGAUCUCGAACUCCUGGGCUCAAGCGAUCCUCCCACCUUGGCCUCUCAAGUAGCUGGGACCACAUUUGCUCACCAGCUGGCCCAAGACCAGACUGGGCAACAUGGGUCAUCCUCCUCUAAGAUUCCAGGACCAUGAUCAUCCCUCUAUUGCUGCUUCUUAGGUCAGCUUGUAAUGUCCAUCUCCCCCACCAGACUGUGUCUCCAGCAUCUCUGAGUCCCCAGGGCCUGGCCUGGGGCUUGCUACAUAAUGCAAAACCGUGACUGCUCGGGAAAAAACGAGUGGCUUUGCGACGACGAAAUCCCAGGACGCCACCGGGCCACGUGCGGCGGCGCAUCUGGCCCCUCGCGAUCCCACCCGCGCACGCUCCCUCCCGCGCUCCCUCCCAGCCGCCGCCGCGCCGGGUCCACGUGUGUGUGUCUGUGUGCGGAAUGGGGACGGGGGCGGCGCCGCCGGAGGGGUGGGGUCCCGGUAAACGUCACGGGCGGUGCGGCCCAAUCAGCGGCGGGCUCGCGGCCCCGGCGCUGGUAUUGGGGCAGCGAGGGGGCAGUUCUCUAUAACGCGGUCUCCGGGAGCCAGCGGGGAAGAAAGAAACCGAGCGGGCGGAAGGCGCCCUCCCCGCCGCCUGGGCCCGGGCACCGGGUGCCGGGCCCGGGGUCCUUCCCGCCUCCCGCGGCCGCCGGCCGCUUUGUUUCCCCUGCCUCUGCUCUUCGGGCGACUCGAGAGGGUCUCCCGCCGGGGCUACGAAGGGGACGCGGCGGCAGAAGGGCGGCCGACCCCGCCGGGACUCACAGGGACCCAGGAGUCCGGCCGCCGGGAGGGCCGCGUGAGGAGAGCGAAGAGGGAGCCCGAGCUCUGCGGCCCCGGGUGCCGGGCCGGGGGCGCCCGUGA